Molecule: messenger RNA, 5829 nt
Organism: Mus musculus (house mouse)
Lineage: Eukaryota; Metazoa; Chordata; Mammalia; Rodentia; Muridae
Gene: Bbs1
Product: Bardet-Biedl syndrome 1
Exons: 17
Coding region: 344-2035 (563 amino acids)
Biological process (GO): non-motile cilium assembly; protein localization to cilium; photoreceptor cell maintenance
Cellular component (GO): BBSome; ciliary membrane; centrosome
Molecular function (GO): signaling receptor binding; patched binding; smoothened binding
Source: RefSeq, a predicted model, not a curated record
AUUGGGUGUUGCGCGAUGGCUGAGCUGGUUGCCAAGGCGACGCCUGGGAAAAUGGCUGCGGCGUCUUCAUCGGAUUCUGACAGCGGGCGAGCUGAGAGGUUAAGUCCCGGAUCCUCACCGCUUCCUUUCCCUCAGAUGAAUAGAUGGUGCUUGGUAGCGGGUUCUGGGCUCUUGCUUUCGAGCAGCGGUGGAAGUUCUGGGAGGGCCCUUUAGAAAUCAGAAGAAAGCUGAUGGCCAAGAAGUAUCUGUAUGUGAUUGGCUGGUCACUCCGGGCGCCAAUUGAGCUCAGAUCUAGACUUGCAACGAAGCCAAUUCUAAAUGGCUGGACGCACACUACGACCCCAUGGCCAACAUCCACACCUUCUCCUCCUGCCUGUCACUGGCAGAUUUGCAUGGCGAUGGGGAGUACAAGCUGGUGGUGGGAGACCUUGGCCCAGGUGGGCAGCAGCCCCGCCUGAAGGUGCUCAAAGGACCCACAGUGCUGACGGAGAGCCCACUGCCUGCCCUGCCAGCCUCGGCUGCCACCUUCCUCAUGGACCAACACGAGCCCAGGACACCUGCCCUGGCACUCGCCUCAGGGCCUUGUGUCUAUGUUUAUAAGAACCUUAGACCCUACUUCAAGUUCAGCCUGCCCCAGUUACCUCCAAACCCUUUGGAACAGGACGUUUGGAACCAAGCCAAAGAGGACCAGAUUGACCCCUUAACCCUGAAGGAGAUGCUGGAGGACAUCAGGGAAAAGGCAGACGUGCCUUUGUCUGUGCAGUCACUCAGGUUUCUGCAGCUGGAGCUGAGUGAAAUGGAGGCGUUUGUGAACCAGCACAAGUCCAAGGUUAUCAAGCGCCAGACAGUCAUCACCACCAUGACCACCCUGAAGAAGAACCUGGCAGAUGAGGACGCAGCGUCCUGUCUGGUGCUAGGCACUGAGAGCAAGGAACUCCUAGUGCUGGACCCUGAGGCCUUCACCAUUUUGGCCAAGAUGAGCCUGCCCAGUGUCCCUGUCUUCCUGGAGGUUUCCGGCCAGUUUGAUGUGGAGUUCCGGUUGACUGCUGCCUGCCGAAAUGGGAGCAUCUAUAUCCUGAGAAGAGACUCCAAACACCCCAAGUACUGCAUCGAGUUGAGUGCCCAGCCAGUGGGGCUGGUCCGGGUACACAAGGUCCUGGUGGUGGGCAGCACCCAAGAGAGUCUGCAUGGCUUCACCCACAAGGGUAAGAAGCUGUGGACAGUGCAGAUGCCUGCAGCCAUCCUGACCAUGAACCUCCUGGAGCAGCGAUCCCGAGGCCUGCAAGCUGUCAUGGCUGCUCUGGCCAAUGGGGAAGUCCGAAUUUACCGAGACAAGGCCCUGCUCAAUGUCAUCCAUGCCCCGGAUGCAGUAACCAGCCUGUGCUUUGGCCGAUACGGGCGAGAAGACAACACCCUCAUCAUGACUACUAGAGGUGGCGGCCUGAUCAUCAAGAUCCUGAAGCGCACAGCAGUGUUUGUGGAAGGGACGGGUGAGGUGGGCCCACCGCUAGCACAGACCACAAAACUCAGUGUGCCCCGAAAGACCCGGCUGUAUGUGGAUCAGACCCUGCGGGAGCGGGAAGCUGGCACAGCCAUGCACCGGACCUUCCAGACCGACCUCUACCUGCUGCGCCUGCGAGCUGCCAGAGCCUAUGUCCAGGCCCUGGAGUCCAGCCUGAGCCCCAUGUCAACCACAGCUCGCGAGCCCCUCAAGCUGCAUGCUGUGGUUCAAGGCCUGGGCCCCACCUUUAAGCUCACACUUCACCUGCAGAAUACCUCAACGGCUCGACCCGUUCUGGGGCUGCAUGUCUGCUUCCUGUACAACAAGGCGCUCUAUGCCCUGCCUCAGGCUUUCUUUAAGGUUCCCUUGCUGGUACCAGGACUCAGUUACCCACUGGAAACCUUUGUGGAGAGUCUCAGUAGCAAGGGCAUCUCAGACAUGAUCAAGGUGCUAGUGCUUCGGGAAGGCCAGAGUGCUCCCCUGCUGAGUGCCCACAUCAACAUGCCUGUGAGUGAGGGUCUGGCAGCUGCCUGAGCCCUGCGCCAGCAUUCAAGUCUCCACAAACAAAAUGGAGCCUUUCGGAUUCAGUGACUUCCAGUAUUGCCAGACUACUUCCCCCGGUAGCAAUGUAGUGAGACAGCAGCUCCCUGUUCUUCUCUGACACAGUCCCUUGCUCCCCACCUCUGCCAGUGACCUGAGCAACAAGACACGGGGUGCUCGGAAUCAGCUCCUCCUCCUCGGAACCCACUCAAGCCCUGUCCCUCAGUUCCGGCUGCCUGCUACUCCCCAGGUCCCAGGAAGAGAUGUGAGGUGGUCAGGGCGAGCAUAGCCUCAGUCCGUCCGUCCUUCCUUCCACUCACCUCUUUCAGAUCAAGAGCACAGUUGAUCGAGGGCUUAGAUGUCGGCUGGUACUGAUCCUCUGCUGUCCUUUGAAGUUGCAGGGGUGUGGGUGCUGCCAGCUUGGUUUAUAGGCACAUGUGCUAAGCUUUCUCAACUGAAGAGGGGCUCCACUUUCUACCCUGAAGCCCAGGAGUCAUGGGGCUCUGUCCCCAGGUCCUAGACGAGCCACAGAGAUUGCCAGAGGAGCUGGUGCCAGAAGUAGACGGGGUCCGUGUGAGGAGCUAGAGCCACACAGCCAGCAGCUGCUCCCGACAUGGGUGCUCAUGGCCAGAGGCACUGUUCUGAAAUGGAAUGCGGAGCUAGAUAGCGGAGCUGGGGCUGGUGGCACUGGGAGAGGUCUGGACCUGGGACCUGGGAAGUGACCCAAGAGGCAGAUGCCGACAAGAGCCUGUCAGAGUGCACUUAGGUCCAGGAGCCCGAGAUGGUCCUGAGGGUGGAAUGUUCACUGUGCAGUGGCCAGAAGAUGCCUGAGCUCACGGAAAAGGUGCACACCAGGGGUGUGGCAUAAAGCCGAAGACUGAAGGUAGAUGUGCUUAGAUCUCAAGGGUCAGGGCCCCUGGCCCUCCUCAGAGGCUGUUCUGAAUCACUUGAGAAGCAGGAGCCCUGCUCCAUGGAGAGCAACAUUUUCCCCAGUCUGAUCAGGUUCAGCCUGGUGUGUGGCACCCAGCUUAGGCUUGCAAGCUUCCACCUCCUCUCCAGUACAAGAGACUUGCCUGGAUUAACUCUAAGCCGUUGUCAGCUCUGGCACCAUUAGAGCUUGGCAGCUCCUCAGGAGAAAGGGAAGCAUUGCUCCAAGAAGGCGAGACUCAACUGCACAGCUUUGUCCACAAAACCUAAGCUGACCACCACUGCCCAGUAACAGCCUCUGCGCCCACUCGGGGACCAGGGUGACCCUUUCAAAGGGUACUUCAGGGCCCAGGCUAAGAGACAGUGGGUCUGGACCAAAGAAACAUCCUCGUUCUCAUAUUGCCCAUCCCCCUCAAGACAGUACUACCUGAGCAAGGAGAGCAAAGGGUUCUUUGUGCAUCAUCCAGUGAGGCACAGCUGGACCACGCUGGAGGUCUAACUGAAGAUGGGAGAGGGCAGGGAAUGUUGCUGUGAGUCACAAACCCCAGCCUAUCCUGCACAGUAAACAGGAAGGCCUGUCCAAGUUGUUGAGCCCUUGUCACUGUGUCAUGUGAGCGGGGCUGUGCUCUCAUGGGGCCAGGUUGGAUCAUGACAUCCCAGUCCCUUUCACCCAAGUCAUGCUGUGAAAUCAGAACAAAAAUAUUUGAUGUGUGCACUCUUCAUAGCUACUCAUGAUGAUACAAGGGGUGAGACAUAUGACCAGGUCCUACCAUAAAACACAGUGUCAUACUAUGCUUGCCUAGUAAGAAAUGUAUGCCAUGCACCUUAUGCACAUAAAAGAACAUGAAGCAUAAACGGUGCAGAGUGUCCAGUACUCACGGAAGUCAGAGUUCUAGGAAACUGAACCUUAAGGAUGAGAAGAGUCUAUCUUUUUUUAACAUAAUACUUAUUUUAAAACACACACCUAUGUAAUGACCUGGAAUAGACUAUUUAAAGUAAAAUGCCCUCUUCCCAUUCCACAGGACCAUUCCUGUACAACAGCCAUCUUCAUUAACUAUUUUAUUUUAUUUUUUGGUUUUUCGAGACAGAGUUUCUCUGUGUAGCCCUGGCUGUCCUGGAACUCAACUGUAGACCAGGCUGGCCUCGAACUCAGAAAUCUGCCUGCCUCUGCCUCCCAAGUGCUGGGAUUAAAGGCGUGCGCCACCACCACCCAGCCAUUAACUAUUUUAAAAAAAAAAAAAUAUAUAUAUAUAUAUAUAUAUAUAAAGAGAUUCUUUUAAAAUUAUGUGUGUGGGUGGAUACAGGUGCCCAAAGAAACCAGAAAAGGGCCUUGGAUUCCCCAGGAGCUGGAGUUACAGGUGGUUGUGAGCUGCCCAGUAUGGGUGCUGGGUCCUUGGCAAGAGUCCUUAGACAUUACCUGUUGAUCCCUGUUGCAGCAGAUAAGCGUUUGGUGCUCUUGAGACCCCUCCCCUGCUCUCCAUGCUUUAGGUAGUCAGUGCCCACUGUUUACAUUGCUGUUUAUAUUGAUUCGUGAAAGUCUUAGUAAAGUGAGAAUUAACUAUAACCAUUUUUGAACUUUUAGAUGUUUUCAUGGAAUUGGCACUUGGUUUGACUUUUCUUUCUUUCAUUGCUAAGUUUUCUAAUAUACCAUGGAAAAUCCCCCCAUCCUAUCUCAGUUCAUUUCUCGGGCGGGACACUUCCUUUCUAACUUGCUUCUGUGCAGACUCCCCUAGAAGAGAAUUCCUUCUCCUGUUAGAUCCCCUGAUUCCUGGGUCCCAUGUCUUCUUUCUUCUUCCGCCCUCAUUGGGUAAAACGUACCCAGGGUAAGAUCACUCUAAAACCCACCUGUGAUGGUUAUUCCUGGCUGUCACGUUGACUGUACCUGGCCUGAGCUACAGUCCAGAAUUGGAGCACCCUGUGCUCCAGAGCUGGAGGCUGGAAGGCACGGGCUUUGAUCUGGACCUUGGAGCACAGUGACCGUGAGAAGCUCAGGCCCAGGGAAGGUGACUCCUGCCUUUCAUCCCAGGAGACAGAGGCUAGCAGAUCUCUUAAGUUCAAGCCAGCCUGGAACAGAACAAAUUAGGUCCAGGCGUGGUGGUGCACACCUUUAAUCUCAGCCAUACUUUCUGCUGGAGGCCUCCAUAAAUAAGGACAAUGGAAGAAGGAAGGCUUGCUGCUUCUUUGCCUGCUUGCACUUACCUGCCAGCACAUCUGUUGGAGCCUAGUUCUUCAGGAUUCCAGCUUAUACAAAAGACCAGCUGAAACACCCAGCCUCAUGGGACUGAGCAACUACUAGACUCUUGGACUUCCCAUUCACAGCUGCCCAUUGUUGGUUAGUUGGAUUGCAGCCUGAGUCAUUCCAAUAAAUUCCCAUAAUAUAUAGAGACAUUCCAUAAGUUCUGUGACUCUAGAGAACCCUGACAAGAUACCACCCAAGUCUUUAUAUCACUGCUUGUCUGGACACUGUUGUGACAGUCUGGGUGGUAAAACAAGCUGGGAACAGUUUUCCUGUAGGCGAAGCUCCCAUGUCUUCUGUGCUCUGUCCCAGUUGUUACUCUGAGGUGGGGGUAACGGGCAUUCCUCCUCAGGGCUGGCUGUUAUUCUCUCUCUGGGGCUCCAGUUAAGCUCUGUCUGACAGAUGGUCGCUACUGAGAGGACUGCAUUGAUCCUAAUUUUCUUCUUUCAUGGUCAUCUUUUUGCUUUGUUUUCCAAGAGUGAGAAUUUUGUAAGCUUUUCUUACGUUUCAAACUGUUUUUCUUAGUUCCUGUGUUCAGUUCUUAUAUUUUCUUCUCUUUAAGUUUUGCAUUUGUUUAUAUGUAAGUAGCCUAACAGCAUCUAAUUAAACAAAAACUCAUAAUGAA